AUACCGCCGUAUUCUCCUCUGUGCUAUCCGGAUAUAUAUCCCAAUUCUGCCACAAAAAACAUCUUUUGAUGCUUUUGGGAUCUGUGCUUUCUUUUCUUUGAUACCACUGCCAUCAAACACUGAUUAUACACUCACUUCUCAGAGAGAAGAUCUGUAUCUACUUUUGUUUGAGUGCUGAAUCGUCGUGUUUUGCACCAGUAUUGCACCAGCAUUGCACUUUGACUUUUAUCUUCAGGUAUGCCAUUCCAGGCCAUGGUAAUUUCACUUAAAUUUGCUGCCAAUUCUUUACUUUGUGCUUUUCCAUUGCUGUCUCUGUUAAGGCAUUAUCAUUCACUUACAUUUCCUUCUUUGAAUAUGUCCAAAGAUUCUCAUCCUCUAUCUGAAACUGAUUCACACGAAACCUUGCAGAUAAACCAUAUUUCAAAUUGCGAUGAAAUCCAUCUUGAUUAUCUUCUUACCGAUGCAGACUUUGCAUUUAAUCAUUCAAUUCUUGACAACACCAUCAACCUAAUUAAGCUCCAAAUAAAGAUAUUGAAUUUCGGUCUACAAAAUCAUGACCAUCCUCGUAAGCAUUAUACCGACCUAUUUUCGUCUCUUAAACUACCUCUAAUUUUAGCUGAUUCCAUUCAAAAUAAAUUACACAAAGUUCAUUCUCUUAUCUAUGAGCUUCAAAAACUUGAUGAUAGACCUAAAAACGUGAGCCGAUAUCCUUUUUUUAAAUCACUCUUGUGCUCAAAGUUUCUAAAUAGCGAAGUUUGUAGACAUUAUCCAAAUUGUAUCUACGCUCAUAAUGGUAAAGAAAUUCAAGAUCAAAACUAUCCCAUUAAUUUCAAAUUACUUUUCUGUAAAUUUGACUCAAAUUGCGACCAUCCUGUUUGUCAUUUUAUUUUCAAUCGAUAAAAAAAGAAUAAACAAUAAAUUCAUCUCCCCUCCACAAAUCACAAUAUGCAUAAUGCCGUGAUAGCUGCUGAUAUUUACAUUAACAUGCUGAGUCUACUUAUAGUCUACUAUUAUUAGAUUUAUAUAGCAACAUACUUUCUUUUAUUAUAACGAGUUAAAA
Ascoidea rubescens DSM 1968 is the source of this 1060-nucleotide messenger RNA. RefSeq lists its product as uncharacterized. Gene Ontology annotation, molecular function: metal ion binding. Bases 238 to 900 code for a protein of 220 amino acids. The transcript has a single exon. Lineage: Eukaryota; Fungi; Ascomycota; Saccharomycetes; Ascoideales; Ascoideaceae. The record is from RefSeq and is a predicted model, not a curated record.